AUGAUGGUGCAUUUACUUCGAACUGUACUGCUGUUUCCCAUAUUUUUGUUAUUAAUUUUUAAUUCUCUUUCUUUUACUGAAUGUGAGAGAAUACAUGAGCUCACAAAAUUCAAACAAGAGAGUCCAAAUGGUUUGAUAUUUUUCAAUUUCACAGGAUAUCAACAUUUCGUCUUGAUGGAUGGAAGGGACUAUGAUUUAGUUAUCCUUUAUACAGGAACAAAAAAGUCGUGUCCAUCAUGUGAGACUUCAAGUAAUAAUUUUGAGGUAAUGGCUAAUAACUAUUACAAACAAUUGAAACCAAAUCAAAAGAUAUUUUUUGGAUAUUUAUAUGUAGAUAAGGUAGAAAAUGUGGUUGGAAUUCACAAACUCAGGUUCCUUCCGGCGAUUAUUUAUAUUGAAUCUUCAAAACAAUUUUUAACUUCUUCUCUUUCGUUUAGUAGAGAAAACCAGUGGAGAAUUCCAGAACAAAAAGAUGUUUCUAGUGCCGCUAUGAUCAGAUUCUUAAAUUCUAGAACUGGAAAUAACUAUGAGAUAAUCUUAAGCUUUGAAGAAAAAGUUAAGAGAAUUUCAAUGCUCAUAUCUUUACUUGUUGUAUCUAUUUUAUGCAUAUACAAUAUUAUUAUGCUUGCGAGAAACAAACCAUUCAUCAUAAUGAUACUUGCAGUAAUCGCAUGCUCAAUAUCAAUGUCAGGACUAGUUUACAGUAUUCAACAUGGGAAAUAUCAGUCAAGAGACUUCUUUGCUCCAAACCCUAGAGUUCAGAAUCUGCAUGAAGGUAUGCUGAUGUCAAUACUUAUGACUUCAUCUUCAUUAUUUCUAUUUUUGACUCCUUUUUUUAUUCACGAAAAAAUCUCAAUUUUUAAGCGGAAGAUCUCGGGUUGGUCAGCUUUCAUAUUAUUCAUUUUAUUUACUUGUUCAGUACUUUUUAUUUAUUUCGGCUACAAAACAAAAGUCGCCUGGUACGCACCCACUUUUUACCCUCCACCAGGUUAUCUCAAGGGACCCCUGUUAGUAGAUAGAGGAAACUCCUUCUGA
Cryptosporidium ubiquitum is the source of this 1035-nucleotide messenger RNA. RefSeq lists its product as uncharacterized. The record is from RefSeq and is a predicted model, not a curated record. Gene Ontology annotation, cellular component: oligosaccharyltransferase complex. The transcript has a single exon. NCBI's taxonomy places the organism in Eukaryota, Apicomplexa, Conoidasida, Eucoccidiorida, Cryptosporidiidae. Bases 1 to 1035 code for a protein of 344 amino acids.